AUUUCUUUUUUUCCUCAGUUCUUGAAGAAACAAACCUGAGAAGCAUAAAGAGAAAAAUUAUGACUGAAGAGAGCAGGUUCUGCAAAAAUUGUAAACGAGAUGUGUCUGCUGCCAAUUUCUCCCUCCAUGAGGCCCACUGCCUGCGGUUUCUCACUCUCUGUCCAGAAUGUGAUGAACCAGUUGCCCAAAAGGAUAUGAAAGACCAUCAAACAGAAGCACACAAGCAGGUCAGAUGUAAUCUUUGUCACCAGAGUAUGCAGCAGUACCAGCUGGAGUGUCACAAGGCCAAGGAAUGCCAUGAACGAGCAAUGAAAUGCACGAUCUGCGAGCUGGAAAUGCCCUUCAACAAGCUGCAGGAACACCUGAAUACCUGUGGCAGCCGAACAGAGCGGUGUUGGGAAUGUAACAAAUAUGUCAUGUACAAAGAUCAGAACAAACACAAAGAUAUUUGUCAAAAAAGUGGUCCGUCCAACCAUAAGGAUGUGAACUUUCAAACCAGCGAAGCAUCUACUCACACAACGUUAGUUUAUCCAACCACUGGUGACAGUGACAAUCUUUGUCUGAAGUGCAAUAAGUCAUUCCCAGAUGAUCAGUACCUCCAGCAUCUGAAUAAAUGUAGUGCACCCCAUACAAGGACAAAGGCUCCUGCUGGCCAGAAAACUUCAAAACACAGCACUGACCCUCCUCAGUCUUCUUCCUCCCUGGCUCCAUCUUCCACUUCUGAGAAUGCAAUGGCAUGGAAAGAUGUCCGUCCCAAAGGGAAAGAAAGGGACCAGCCAUUGACCUCCAAAACCUUGCUCAAACCUCCGAAGAACAAGAAGAGGCUUGGUUUUCCCUCUCCCAUGAGGAGUGGGCUUUCCACAUCACCUCAAGGUCUUAAAGACACCCUGUGUUACGACGUGAUGGUGACCUGUGCCCACUGCAACAUUCUCCUGCCACUUCCAACCCUUCAGAAACACGAGAUCAAGUGUCUACAUCUGACAUCUUUACAAAAUACCAGGAUGAACCCAAAAUCAAGUCAUGGAAAAGAAGGUAUUGCAGAAAUUGUGAAACGUAGAAUACAAUUUGUCAUCCAGAAUUAUUCUGUAUUGGGCAAAUUGGAACAAUGUUUUGCAGAGGAAGUACAUCUAGAAGAGUUAACAUUCAGAAUAUUGCAAAGCUUUUUGGUAUUCCAACACACUGGGUUCCCACGAGGUAGUUGGAGAGACUCAAUAGUCAGUUUUUGUAACAAAAAAGAAAAAAAUAAAAAAGGCUAAUUUUCCAUUUGAUAGUUGAAUUAAGAGCUAGUUCAAGUCAAGAGAAUAACAAAAACAAAGUAAUUUUUGUUUUCCCCAGCAUUAGCUUUUUUUUUCCAAAAGGAAAGAACAAGUAUGAAGAAUGCAUUUUAAACAAGUUAGAAAUGAAAAGAUAAUUUACCUCCAAAAGAUUGCAUGUUUGCAGCAUAAACGACUCACAGAAGUCAUAUCUGAUUGCACUCAAUCCAAAAAGUACCUUUUUCAGUAAUUUUUUUAAGCAGGCAUUGCUUCAAAACCAAUACAUUCUUCAAUCUCCUAACUCACACCCAUGUGCACACAAAACCACAUAUGGUACCUCUCAAAUUAUGCUGUUAUGAACAGGGUAGCACCAUCCCACUGUAAGCAGAGAUCAGCACAAAAGUUUCACAGCCAUUCUGUUCUAGGUUUAUGUGUUCCAACCUGAAUGUAGGUUUACAAAAUAGUUUCAGCAGAUAAGAAGUAAAAUUCAUCUUUUUCUGUAGUAAAAAUUAUGCAUCCAGUAGAAGCACUGAUUUAGUUAUCUGAGAUAACACUUCCAGCAGAGUUUGCACUAAUCUGUAGGUAUCUCUUUCCUCCCACUGUCCCAAAAAGGCCGUGAAUCUUACUUCUCCCUUUGCUAACACCCUGCUUUGCUUCUCAGAUCCUAAGAAGUAUCCUUUCCUCUCAGCCCAAUUAAUUAAAUGAAACUCAAAGCAGUUGUUCUCAAUUUGUGUUUAUCUACCUGGUUCAGUAAGAGAACUCCUUUACUUCUGCCUAUAAAACUUUCAUCUCCUGCUCAAACGGAGACAGCAAACACCACAGUACACAGUGGAGGGUUUGUCUAGUUUUGAUUUACAGGAUGACUCAAAUAAAAAUAAGUACAUGAUAAUUACAUGGAUUAUUUGACUUGCAUUAUGUUUCUUUAGACUGUUCUACUUAAUAAUGACAUGGAGACAGGAAGGCUGUAAAACUGUGAAUCGCUCUUUAAAAAGACUGAUAACUGGGCUUUGUUCAUU
Molecule: messenger RNA, 2269 nt
Organism: Dromaius novaehollandiae (emu)
Lineage: Eukaryota; Metazoa; Chordata; Aves; Casuariiformes; Dromaiidae
Gene: XAF1
Product: XIAP associated factor 1
Exons: 7
Coding region: 60-1256 (398 amino acids)
Biological process (GO): apoptotic process
Cellular component (GO): mitochondrion
Source: RefSeq, a predicted model, not a curated record